AUGAACAACGCUCACUUGAUUGACGGUCAUCUCCCUUAAUCUGCUGCUCAAAAGAUUAAAAAAGCUUAGAUAAGAAGAUAUAUUCGAGAUGCUGCUAUGCUUUCUAUUGGACUUGCAAUUUCGUACGCUCUAAUUGCUCAACCCCAAAAUUCUGCUUAAGAUGCAGUUAGCAAUACUCAAUCUCUAUGGGUAAAUGAACCUAAGAACACAUUUGGAUGGAAUGAAGCUACAGCUUUAGAAUGGGUUCCUUUUAGUAAAAUUGUGGAUAUUUCAGCCUCACCUUCAGGAGAGCUCUAUGGAAUUACUGAGUAUAGUGUUGGCCCAAACAAAUAUAGACAAGCUUACAAAUUCAACCUUGACAAUGGAGAAUGGACUUCAUUUGACAAUGAUUUCUAAAUUAAAGAUAUAAAAUUUGAUAAUUUGGGAAAUUAUUAUCUACUUGAUACUAAGAAUAGACUAUAUGCAAAGAAUUCUAAAACUUCAAUUUUACUAAAUGAUAUUAAGGAUUUUGAAGUUUCAUCAAAUGGUUAAAUCUAUGCAAUUUCUUAAACUAUUCAAUAAUCGAAUAAAGAGACAAAACUCAAUACAUUGAUUAUUGUAAAAGCUUAAUGGAACCAACCUCUAUCUUACUAAUACAUUCUUUAUUCAUCAAAAACCUCCACACUAAUUGCUAUGAAAGAUGAUGUACCAAUAUUUGUUGAUGAAAAUAGCACCACCGUUGGUUAUGGUAAUCAAUGCAUCAAAGAUUUGACUGUUGGUGCUGACGGUAGUCUGUGGGCCCUUAGUUGCAUAUAAAAUUCUGAGAAAACCGAUUUUUAAUUAAUUAAAUGGGAGCCAGUAAGAGGAAAAUGGUACGAUGUUAAUAAUUCAUUUGGAGUAAAAAUUGCAGCUUUCAAUGAAAUCUCUAUCUCAAUUGUUGAUUCUAAAGGUAGAAUUAGAAAUACUAUAGAUAAAAAUCGUUAUGAGAACGUUCGCUUUACAGAGAAUGGAUUUAGACCUUAACUUUUGGCAGAUUCUAUGAUAUUGAACUCAACAAACAUUUAGUAUGUUUAAGGACUUAUAAACAAAAUGCACUCUAUUUCUAAAAUCUGUUACAGAGCAACAGUUGAUGGGUUCAGCGCAUCCAGCUUUCACUAAGGCUGUGAUUAUUAAGGGCCUACAAUAACAAUUUUAAAGUCCUAAAAUGGUAGAGUAGCUGGAGCAUAUACAUCAGCCUCUUUUACAUCUAUUGGUAUAACAGCUAUGGAUGAGAAAGCAUUUAUUUUUUCACCAGAUCUUUAGGUUGUUUUGCCAAUCAAAGAAUAGAAAGAGGCUCACUAUGACUAGUAAAGUUACGGUCCAAAUUUUGGAAUAAAUGGAGACUUAUUUGUUUGCUCAAAUUCCAACGAAAGAGAAGAUAGCUAUAGUUAUCUUGGAAAGAGCUACUAACUCCCUGCUGGGAUAACCUAUGGGAGUAAUGAAGCAAGAACUUAUCUUUUCGGUCAGGUGAAUUUUUAUUUAGCUGAAAUUGAGGUCUACAGCCUUAUUUGA
This is a messenger RNA of Stylonychia lemnae, 1530 nucleotides long. Lineage: Eukaryota; Ciliophora; Spirotrichea; Sporadotrichida; Oxytrichidae. The record is from the annotation of a GenBank genome assembly.